AUGCUCAAGUGGUCGCGACUGCUGGCGCUGCUCGCGCUACUGGCCGCAGCGACGUUGGCAGCCGCCGCCCAGGGCAACGGCGAGGACCCGGCAGUGAACGACGGCGACGCUGCCCCACCCCCGCCGGCCUACGACUGCGCGGGGCCCUCCAGCACGGGCGACAGCUUCAUCGACUACGACCACCUGGUGCACUGCAACGCGCUGCUGCAGGACUCGCCGGUGAUGGGGAAGGCCGCGCUCGUGCUGUGCCUCGUGCUGCUGCUGUAUCUGCUGAGCUCCACGGCCGACGAGUUCUUCUGCCCCGUGCUGCAGGCCAUCGUCGAGAAGUACCGCAUCCCGCCGCACGUGGCGGGCGUCACGUUCCUGAGCUUCGGCAACGGCUCGCCCGACGUGUUCUCCAACAUCGCGGCGUUCGCGACCCCCACGCCGUCGAUCGGAGUCACCGCCAUCCUCGGCGGUGGACUUCUCGUCACUACAGUGAUCACGGCGUGUGUGGGGCUGGUAUCCGACGGCCAGGAGCAGUUGAUCCCACGCACGUUUUUGAGAGAUGUGGUCUUCUACUUCAUCGCGGUGCUGUACUUGGGGUUGGUCUUCUACGACGGUAGAGUGGGGCUACUGGAGGCGGUAGGCUUCCUGUGCAUCUACUUCGUCUACGUGCUGGUCGUGUUUUCGGACAAGUACUUGGCCAAGUGGUGCUUCCCCUCCAAGACUACCGCGGAAGACUCGCUCUACGCUGUGUUGGAUGACGACGAUGAUUUGGAGUAUUGGUCGUCUACGGCGAGCGAGAAGAGCCCCCGUCGUCCUUAUUUGAAGAGCCAAACGAUCCCAGUGGUGUACGAUACGUUCGCGAGGUCUCACAUUUUCUCGGACUCGGAGCAGUCCGAACCGUCCCCACGCUUCCUGGACCGUAUGCUGUACCGCAAGAGCUCGGUGCCCACGCCGCGCUCCAAGCCCCACAUCAGCGACGACUUCGGACCGAGUGAAGGACAGUCACUACUGGAGGUCACGGAUGUACACCUUAAGCGACCUUCGUCCAUGUGCGUGGGGAACAUGCAGGAAUCGCUACACAGGAUACGGCGCCAAAGGCGAAGACGCAAGACUGCGUGGGAAUCACUUGAAACCAGUGCGCAGUUUGGAGCGUCGGCGCGGCGCUGGACUCGCGGGUAUCAUGCGCUCAGCGACAUUGACGAGAUCGCGCCUGCUCUUGAGGCAGGAGGGCUAGAAACGAUUAUGGCUGUAUCCUGCAUCGACCGCGUGAAGGUUCAGGUUAAGCGUUGGAGACGGUUGGUCCUUCGUACUGUACGCUGCGUGUACUCGACUUUCGAGCGGUUCGUGUGGAGUCCAUUCGAGGUGUUCACUGUGUUUGUUCGUCGACUCACGAUCCCGCUGGUGGACGAAGAUACGUGGGAUAAAAAUCUGGUGGUGGUGUGCCCUCCCUUUGCGAUGCUGGUGUUCGGCGUCUCGGUCUUUUCGUUCAGUAUUGAAGACCCCGUCUUCCUCAUGACUGUCGUCGUAGUCGGUGGGGUAUUCAGCGCUAUCAUCGAGUACACCACGUCCCCGCUCACACCACCGGAAGGCUGGCUGCUGGCUCCUUUCAUCUGUUUGGCCUUCGUCAUGUCGGUCAUUUGGAUCAUGAACAUCGCCAACGAGGUGCUCGCCGUGCUGGAGACGCUUGGAGAACUCUUUGGGAUCUCAAGCUCCGUUUUGGGGGUAUCCGUUCUAGCUUGGGGCAACUCCAUUGGAGACCUUGUGUCUAACAUGGCGAUCGCGCGUGACGGCUUCCCGACUAUGGCGUUCGCUGGUUGCUUCGCGGGGCCUAUGUUCAACUUGCUCAUUGGUAUCGGGUUGUCGCUUACGAUCGCAAUCGUCUCGCGAGGCCCUCUCGUACUGGGUGAGCCGACGCCACUGGUCUACCUCGGCUUCGGAUACCUGCUGCUGAGUCUGCUGCUGAACAUUGGGAUCGCAGCGUGCGACGGGUUUCGAUAUCGCCCUCGACUUUGCUACACUUUGUUGACGCUGUAUGCGUCCUUUGCCGUUAUCUCCAUCGCAGUUGUGCUCAAUUACCCGGAGGAAUAA
This is a messenger RNA of Phytophthora sojae, 2076 nucleotides long. RefSeq lists its product as hypothetical. Gene Ontology annotation, cellular component: membrane. The transcript is spliced from 5 exons. Bases 1 to 2076 code for a protein of 691 amino acids. Lineage: Eukaryota; Oomycota; Peronosporomycetes; Peronosporales; Peronosporaceae. The record is from RefSeq and is a predicted model, not a curated record. Gene Ontology annotation, molecular function: monoatomic cation transmembrane transporter activity. Gene Ontology annotation, biological process: transmembrane transport; monoatomic cation transport.